Carassius carassius (crucian carp) is the source of this 1309-nucleotide messenger RNA. RefSeq names its product chondroitin sulfate proteoglycan 4-like. Lineage: Eukaryota; Metazoa; Chordata; Actinopteri; Cypriniformes; Cyprinidae. The coding region runs from base 1 to 963 and encodes 320 amino acids. The record is from RefSeq and is a predicted model, not a curated record. The transcript is spliced from 6 exons.
AUGGGGGUAAGUUAUGGACGAUUUGUUCUCUUCAUAUCUGAAGGUGUAACCGAGGGGUCUCAUCAUGGACGAAUUGAACACUCAAGGAUCCCUGGUGUCCCAAUUCCAUCUUUCACAAGGGCUAAAGCUGAACAGGGGUACAUAUUCUAUGUCCAUGAUGGAAGUGAGACCGUGGCUGAUCAUUUUACGGUCGUGACCAAUAUUACAGAUAUCCGGAAGCAAAGCUUGCCGUUUGUGGUUUAUGUCAAAAUAACAGCCAUAAUUGAUGACCCUCCAAUUGUAACUGUCAACAGGAUUCUCAAGGUGUGGGAAGGUUCUGUGACAGAGAUAACCACUGUAGACCUCAGUUCUGAGGAUCCAGAUUCUCCUCCUGAGAGCCUAGAAUUCAUCAUCACUAAACCAGGUAAUGGGCAUCUAGCCCUGAAGAGCGCCCCCUCCAGGCCUGUUAUGAACUUCACCCAAGAGCAUAUCCAUCAUGGCCAGCUGGUGUUUGUACAUAAAGGUGCCCUGUCAGGACGAUAUCACUUUCCAGUCAACGAUGGGGUGACGAUUCAACACAAUGAUGCAGCCAAAUCUCUGGUGUUCAUCAAAAAUCAAGAGCUCAAAGUUUUCCCAGGUUCUUCAAAGUUAAUUACAGAGGAUGAGCUGCUGAUAACCACAAAUGACUUUGAUGAUAUUUAUGGGAAUCACACUAUCACGUAUAAUGUGACCUCACCUCCAAGAUUUGGCAGCCUGAUGUGGAAACAAGAUGAAGAUUCCACAGAAGAAAUCUCAUCCUUCACCCAAAACAUGGUAUUUAUGAAAUCUGCAUCUGCGUUUAGUUGGCCGAUGUUAAAAUGUGUUCUUCUUUUCAAAAGUAUGUUCACUUGGAUAUGUUAUUUAAUUCCAGAGAAGAAUUGGUGCGGGAUAGGUGCAUUGCUAAAACAAACAAAAAUGUUCUCCCACAGAUGUCAUCCAGCAUAGACGUUUUGAAGAUAUAUAUUAUUUCAAGGUUGCUUUUUCCUUGUCAAAACAAUUCAGUUUCAUGAAACAUUAUUUGAGCAUAACCUAAAGUUGUUCACAAUAUGUACUGUGGUAUAUCUGUAGGGCCAACAGCAACAAGUUUGCACAUACCUUCUGCAUGUCAUUGUCAUGACGUCAUCACCAGCCCAUAUCUGUAGCCCAAAUUUAUGUAUUUUUUGGCAUCACAAUUUUUGUUUGGCAGUAAGAAAUUUUGAUGUAAACUUCACCCUCUUGCAUGUUAUCUUAGCCAACUAUACAAAGGAAAUGUUAGAACAUAGUGCUUACACUUCCCCAUCUCCUUCUGACU